Didymosphaeria variabile is the source of this 777-nucleotide messenger RNA. RefSeq names its product Palmitoyl-protein thioesterase 1 (gene PPT1). Gene Ontology annotation, molecular function: protein serine/threonine phosphatase activity. Gene Ontology annotation, cellular component: cytosol; nucleus. The transcript is spliced from 2 exons. NCBI's taxonomy places the organism in Eukaryota, Fungi, Ascomycota, Dothideomycetes, Pleosporales, Didymosphaeriaceae. The record is from RefSeq and is a predicted model, not a curated record. The coding region runs from base 1 to 777 and encodes 258 amino acids.
AUGCGCCGCCAAUACUUCGAUCUUAUGGAGAUCUUCCGCCUCGCUGGGAAGCCCUCAGAAAAGCACAUGUUCCUCUUCAAUGGCGAUUUUGUCGACCGAGGCUCCUGGUCCACUGAGAUUGCGCUCCUACUUUACGCCUACAAGUGGCUAUACCCUGGCAAGUUCUUCCUGAACCGCGGUAACCACGAGACCGACGAUAUGAAUCGCAUGUACGGCUUCGAAGGCGAGUGUCGUGCAAAGUACACCAAAGAUCGCGUCUUCAAGCUCUUCUCCGAGUCCUUCUCCGCUCUUCCGCUUGCGACGCUCAUCGGCAAGAAGUACUUUGUGCUCCACGGCGGUCUCUUCUCCGACGACAAGAUCACGCUCGACGACGUGAGGAAGCUGGACCGCUUCAAGCAGCGGCAACCCGGACAGGCGGGCCUGAUGAUGGAAAUGCUCUGGACGGAUCCACAGACGCAGCCCGGUCGUGGACCUUCGAAACGUGGCGUCGGCCUGCAAUUUGGUCCUGAUGUCACCAAGCGCUUCUGCGAAAAUAACAACCUCGAGGCAAUUAUCCGCUCGCACGAAGUUCGCAUGGACGGUUACGAGGUCGAGCACGACGGAAAGUGCAUCACUGUCUUCUCUGCGCCACACUAUUGCGACAGCACCGGCAACAAGGGAGCCUUCAUCAAGAUCGGAUCAGAGUACAAGCUUAACUUCACACAAUUUGACGCAGUGCCGCACCCGAACGUUAAACCAAUGGCCUACGCCUCGAAUGGACUUCAAGGCAUGCUAUAA